This is a messenger RNA of Helicoverpa zea (corn earworm), 837 nucleotides long. RefSeq names its product trafficking protein particle complex subunit 4 (gene Trs23). The record is from RefSeq and is a predicted model, not a curated record. Gene Ontology annotation, biological process: endoplasmic reticulum to Golgi vesicle-mediated transport. The coding region runs from base 105 to 758 and encodes 217 amino acids. The transcript has 4 exons. Lineage: Eukaryota; Metazoa; Arthropoda; Insecta; Lepidoptera; Noctuidae. Gene Ontology annotation, cellular component: TRAPP complex.
AUUGAUAUAGAUUUUGAACAGACGUUGACUGUCGUGGGUGUCGAAUGUUGAUUUGUUAUUGAUUACUAUUAAUUUCAUGAAAUUCUAAUUUAAAAACCAUCGAGAUGGUUAUAUAUGGUGUUUAUAUUGUCAGCAAGUCUGGUGGUCUUAUAUUUAACUAUGACCACAAUAUUCCCCGUGUGGAAGCAGAAAAAACCUUUGGGUUUCCCUUGGACAUCAAGUUACAGUAUGAAAAUAAGAAAGUUAUUGUUGCUUUUGGGCAACGAGACGGUAUAAAUGUGGGACACGUCCUGCUAUCUGUAAACGGCACGCCAGUGAAUGGUCGCACCACUGAGGAUGGCAGAGACGUCUUUGAUAUUAUAGAAACUAAGGAAAAUUACCCUCUUAGUCUGAAGUUUGGCCGUGCCCGAGCCACUACAAAUGAGAAGAUAGUAUUAGCUAGUAUGUUCUACCCACUGUUUGCCCUUGCCAGCCAGCUGAGCCCUGUGCCCAAGUGCUCAGGCAUUGAGUCACUCACAGCAGACACAUUCAAACUCUCCUGCUUCCAGACAUUGACAGGUGUUAAGUUCAUCAUAGUGACAGACCCCAUGAUGCAGGGCGCAGAAGUUGUACUAAAGAGAAUCUAUGAGUUGUAUUCAGAUUAUGCGCUCAAGAACCCCUUCUACUCACUAGAGAUGCCCAUCAGAUGUGAACUGUUUGACACCUCUCUACACACACUGCUGGAGCUGGUGGAGAAGUCAGGCACUGCCAAUCUAUAAUUACACUCAUAGUAGUCAUAGUUAAUAUAUUAUACUAAGUGUUAAUUGUAAUUAUGAUUAUUAAAACUAUUUAUUGAUA